GUCCCAGCUUGGGAUCACAGAGCUUGGUUCCAAUUGUCCUCACUGAUUGCAGACAAUGUGGCUGUAAUACAUUUCAUCCUCCCUGAGAGGUGGUUAAUGGGACCAUGUUCACGCUGUUAUAACUAUCUAAUGAGAAAUGAUCUAAUAACUCUGGUUGUAAGGUGGUGUAUUUGGGGGGGAUGAUGGGCCCUCACAGUUUACUAGAAGCUCUUACUCAUACAGAUACCUUUCUGUUACACAAACCCUCACUCAGUUGUUUCCCUGGUGGGGGGUCUCAGGUCUAAGCCACUUUCCCAGGAAUGUUCCUGAUCUCUUCCUAGCCACCUCUAUUGGGCAACAAUCCCACACCUUCUCCAAGGGAGGUCCUGUUCUCCUCUCUGCUCUCUAUCUCCCAUUGAAGCCCCUUCUGGUUCCCAACUAACAUCAGUGUUCUGCUCACAGAGGAUCCUGUUGUCAAAAGAUUCCUGGCCUGGGACAAGAACCUGAGGGUGUCUGACAAGGUGAGGUUGUUCUCCACUGGGCAGUGUUCCUGCUCCAGCACAGCCUGGAUGAGGAGGGAAUUCUAGCCCCAUGGUCCUUCCCUCUGCCUCCACGUAGAGCCAACAAAAUGUGCCAAGUCCUGGCUCCUUUGUGGCUUGUCACAUCUCCCUUCAGGACCUAGCAGUUUCCUGCAGACAGGACAGGUGGACCUUGCUUCUUCUUGGGGUGCUUUGGGCUUCAAGCCCAAGUCCACAGUCUUGCAUGUCUACCCCCUUUUACUUGUUGUCACCUGAGGUUCUGGGCUCCUCUCCUCUUUGCUCUCCUUGGGACCCCCCAUUUUACAGCUUACCCAAGACCCUCUUCACCCAGCUCACCUACAUGCCUUCCCUCAAAAGGUCCCCUGAGAUCUGGCCCUCCAGUGCACACCUAGGCCUUCUCUCCCCGACUGCUCCAAUUGACCUUGAUCCUUCCUGUCCUUCCCCAAAGAAGCAGGUCUCCUUACUCAGCUACCAUCUCCUAGGAGCCCUCUCUACCCCAGACCUCCAUUCUUCUUUCCCCUCUUUCCUUCUCUUCUAGGAUAUGACCUCUCUGUCUUUCCUCUCUCUCCAUCAAUACCUUUUGUCUAUGGUCAUAGCUUAUUUUAGCCAGGCUGGCCUCUUCUCCUGGCAGUACCAACGAAUCCACUUCUUUCUGGCCCUCUACCUGGCCAAUGACAUGGAGGAGGACAACCAGGCUCCUAAACAAGGCAUCUUUCGUUUCCUCUAUGGGAAAAGCUACGCCCAACGUCCCCUGUUCCACAAACUGCGCUAUCAGUUCAUCUGCUCCAUGGGCUGGAACAGUAGAGUUUCCAAGGAGGAGUGUGAGGAGGUGGGUGGUGCUGUGUGUGCUUGUGGGGGGAGACGUAUGGGCUGAUUGGAGAGACACAGGAAGGGGGUGGCUGCAGGUGGGAUUGGAAGGGGAGAAACUCUGUAGGUUGUGCACAGAGGGAAGGACUUCCAGGCAGUCAUCAGUUAGUUUGUUGCAUUUUUUUUUUGUAGUAAACCAAAUUUGUAUCUCAAUUUACUGUAUGCAAUCUAACAAAAAAUUCAUGGAAAUUUACUAGGUAUACAUAAGUGAUUCAAGUAAUAAAAGAAAGUUCCAUUUUAGGAAAAUGAAGUUCAUAUCUUGAGAAAAAGUAAAGUACAUUAAAAAUGUAAAGCCAAAUCCAAUUUCUAUGCAUUAAGGGAACUAUAGUUUAAUAAAGCACAUAUAAGUGAUUUUUUAGAUAUAUAUCUUGGGUCUUUAGUAUAUAUUUAUGUAUAGAUAGAUUUAACAAUUGUAGUCUAUGGUUUAUUUUAAAGGAA
This is a messenger RNA of Ictidomys tridecemlineatus (thirteen-lined ground squirrel), 1823 nucleotides long. The record is from RefSeq and is a predicted model, not a curated record. NCBI's taxonomy places the organism in Eukaryota, Metazoa, Chordata, Mammalia, Rodentia, Sciuridae.